AUGUGGUUUGGACAACUCGUCAUUGGUCCACCCGGAUCUGGAAAAUCGACAUAUAUAGCUGGCGUUGAACAUAUAUUAAAACAGAUAAAUAGAAAAUUACUGAUAAUAAAUUUAGAUCCGUUUAUAGAAAAUGAUGUAUACCAAGCGAAUGUAAAUAUUAGCAAUUUAGUUGAUAUAAAUAAAGUGUUUACUGAGUUAGGGUUAGGUCCGAAUGGCACUUUAAUAUAUUGUAUGGAAUAUCUUUUAACGAAUUUUGAUUGGUUAGAAGAAAAAUUAAAUGAACAUAAGGACAGUUAUUUACUUAUCGAUACCCCAGGUCAAGUAGAAUUAUAUACACAUAAUGAUGCCUUAAGAAAUAUUGUUAUAAAAUUAAGUAAACUGAAUUGUAGGUUAACAUCUGUUCAUAUUGUGGAUAGUACAUUAUGUGCAGACAAUUAUAAAUAUAUUAGCUCUUUACUGUUAUCCUUAUGUAGUCAAAUACAUUUAGAGCUACCACAUGUUAAUGUUUUUUCAAAAAUUGAUUUAUUAAAAUAUUUUAAAAUGGAUUUAAAUUUUCCAUUAAGUUAUUAUGUUGAAGCACAAAAUUUGAGCCAGCUUAUGCUUUAUGCAAAAUAUCAAAAUUAUUCCUCAUCCGAUUCGGAAGAAGAACCAGAUAAAGGUAAAGAUAAAGAAAAAAAAGGGGCAGAUACCAACUUUGUGCUUAUAAAAAAUGAUAUAAAAGAUGGUCAUAUAAAAAACGUUAAAAAGAAUUAUUGCAAAUAUUCAAAUAAAUUUUUAAAAUUAAAUGAAUAUAUAUGUGAAACUGUGGAAGACUAUAACAUAAUAAAUUUUGCGUUGCUAGAUAUACAAGAUAAAUAUAGUGUUUUAAAAUUAUUAAAAAUAAUUGACGGAGCUAAUGGAUUUAGGUAUAGUUCUAUUUACUCAGAAUAUACACUAUUUGAUACGUACGUCGAAUCAAUUGAAUAUGACUGUGAUGACAUUCAAGAAAAAAUGAUUGACGUUUCGGAUGAGGAGAUUAUGAAAACAUUACCCAUGAACCGUUCUAGUGAGUAA
Messenger RNA from Plasmodium malariae, 1053 nucleotides. RefSeq names its product XPA binding protein 1, putative. Gene Ontology annotation, cellular component: cytoplasm. Gene Ontology annotation, molecular function: GTPase activity. Lineage: Eukaryota; Apicomplexa; Aconoidasida; Haemosporida; Plasmodiidae. The transcript has a single exon. The record is from RefSeq and is a predicted model, not a curated record. Bases 1 to 1053 code for a protein of 350 amino acids.